Hibiscus syriacus is the source of this 1381-nucleotide messenger RNA. RefSeq names its product vesicle transport protein GOT1-like. Gene Ontology annotation, biological process: endoplasmic reticulum to Golgi vesicle-mediated transport; retrograde transport, endosome to Golgi. NCBI's taxonomy places the organism in Eukaryota, Viridiplantae, Streptophyta, Magnoliopsida, Malvales, Malvaceae. The transcript has 9 exons. Bases 707 to 1105 code for a protein of 132 amino acids. The record is from RefSeq and is a predicted model, not a curated record.
GUUACUAGGCCACCAAUCUUAGGUUGCUUCAACUCGACUUGGGUCUGAAACUCCACUAGAUCCAAUUUCUUCUGAGUCGGUUUAACAGCACGCUCCACUUCAGAGGGUAAAUGCAUCCUUUCCUCUUCUUCAGUUUCAAUCCCUAAUUCCCUUCUUUCCAUUCCUUCUCUCGCCUCGAUUCCCAAUUCUCCAUCCUCAAUGCCUAACCCUAGGCUUCUUCUUUCCCCAAUUCCUUCGCUUUCUUCACAAUCAUGGUUCUCAUCCCGCUCAUCUCCUCCAACUGUAACAAUACCCGCCGUUGGAAUCGAUCCUUGUCCCCAAGGAUCAAACUCUGGAAACUGUCCUCUGAGAACAGUAUAGUCCUCCCACAAAUCACUGGUUUCAUCAAGGUUUCUCCAUCGCACCAGCAACUGAGUUACAGGAGGUUCCGUUGAAGAAAUGACCGAGUCACCCACAUGUUUCUUCAGGAGACUGACAUGAAAAACUGGAUGCAUUCUAGAAGAAUCUGGUAAGUCCAAUUUAUACGCAACUUCACCAAUUUUCUCAAUAAUUUUAUAAGGACCGUAAUACUUUGCUGCUAAUUUUAAAUUCUUUCGCAGGGCCAGUGAAGUUUGGCGAUAUGGUUGCAGCUUCAGGUUACUGGGCCACCAAUCUUGGGCUGCUUAAACUCGACUUGGGUCUGAAACUCCACUAGAUCCAAUUUCUUAUGAGCCGGUUCAACAGCACGCUCCACUUCAGAGGCGUAUUGUUCUCAUUUUUUGGAAUUAUCUUCUUUUUUGACAAGGGGUUGCUUGCCAUGGGAAAUAUCCUUUUCAUAUCAGGAGUGACCUUAAUCAUCGGUCUGAAAUCCACCAUGCAAUUUUUCAUGAAGCGCCAAAAUUUUAAGGGAACAAUUUCAUUUUUGGUUGGCUUCUUUUUUGUGAUCAUUGGAUGGCCCAUCCUUGGCAUGAUAUUGGAGGCAUAUGGGUUUAUUGUGCUCUUCAGUGGCUUUUGGCGAACAUUGGCAGUGUUUAUACAGAGGAUACCUUUUCUUGGUUGGAUUUUCCAGCAAUCAUAUAUCCGAUCCUGGUUAGACCGAAACCAGGGAAAGCGGGUACCUGUGUAAAUCCCACAUACAAGAGAAAGUGGAAGGAGGGGUAGCCCAGUAAGUCUGAAAUCCAUGUUAUACGAGUGUUGGGAAAAAUAUUCUGAUUGAAGAAUUGGAGAAAAGAAAAGAAAAACAAAAGUAAAUGCAGUAAUUCUAAGCAACUCUGACUUGUCUAACCAGGUUUUGUUUGCUGACUUUAAAGAGGAGAGUUGAGUUGACCAUUUAAGGUCUCAUAUAUUUUCAAUUUAGACGGGCUCGGAUUCUUUCGAUUUAUUACUUUUACAAAUACUAUUU